AUGCCUCACGUCGACAUCUUGUUCAGCCAGUUGCAGAAGAGAAAAACCGAGCCAGCGCAAGUUAAAGCGGCUAUCGAUAAUUUUGAAAAAUGUAUUGUCGAUGUGAGAAAUAGAAUUGAUGACAUAAUAAAUGAAGCCAAAAGUAUUUGCGCUGAACCCCAAGGCAACAAAAGGAGACGACGUAACAAUAGCAGUCACGAUCACCGAGUUGCCGCAUUGGAAGCAUGCGACAAUAUAGUGAAUUCUGCAAAUGACAGAUUUCAUUUCAAAGAUCAUUUGGUAGCCGCAUCCCUUUUUUAG
Messenger RNA from Acanthoscelides obtectus, 300 nucleotides. The record is from the annotation of a GenBank genome assembly. NCBI's taxonomy places the organism in Eukaryota, Metazoa, Arthropoda, Insecta, Coleoptera, Chrysomelidae.